ACUAUGGGGAACUAUUUGUACUUAUUGGGGAACUAUUUGUACUAUGGGGAACUAUUUGUACUAUGGGGAACUAUUUGUACUAUUGGGAACUAUUUGUACUAUGGGGAACUAUUUGUACUUUGGGGAACACAUAAAUUAUGAUGUUUUUACUUACGCUUCAAACCCCGUCAAAACUUUAAUGUAGAGCAUUUCAAAAUGUUUAAUCCGGUUUAAUAACACUGGCUUAUAAUUGUUAAGUUCUAAGAGUUAGGGCAUUAAAAGUUGGCAUUCUUUAUUGCACAUUUUAUUUGAAAAACUUGUUUGUUUAGGCGGGCAUCAACAAUUGGAUGCUCUAAAUACCGUAAAUCCAAGGAGUUUUCAACAGUUUACACGAUGGGAUUUCAAGAGUUUUAAACCAGUAAGUGGGAAGUGGGAAACAACAAAGUGCGCCAUACAAAUAAAAUCUUUGUAUUCCCGAUGUUUUGCGUUUAAGGAUCCUAAAAAUCCAAACUGGCACCAUAUAGCAAUGAUUGGAGGAGAGGACGGAGAAACAGAAGAUCCGAACAAAUCAGUUCAUCAUCUUGUGUUCGACGAUAAAACCAAUCAGCUAUGGUAUUACAACUCUAAGUCAGACCAAGCUCCAGGGUGUGCUGAAAGUAACUCUACGAAUCCAAAUCAACAGCCUAGCCUCCUGCUGGGUGUAAAGGGUUUGAAAGAGUUUGCUACAGGAAUACUCAGUAGUAAAGAUGACAAGAAAAUAAACAUUGUUGCAGCAGGAGGGAAGAUAAAUGGAACAGUGUUCAGGCAGUUAUUAUUACUUCGAGAUUUUUCACAGAAGAAUUCAUCAAAAUCUACACCGGAGAGAUACAGUUUCCCGCUAGCUCGCCAUUCUGCUUCAAGCGUUGUUGUUCCGACAGCAUUCUUUGCUGGCAUGAACUGCUCGAUCAAGGCAGAGGAGAAAAAUUCUGGAAGAGAAUUGACUUCCGGGAUUGGAACUUUGAUUUUUAUUCUGGGAUUGUUUUUCUUGUAAUUAGAUUUUAAUAAAAUAAGUGUUUAAUAGAUUGAA
Eurytemora carolleeae is the source of this 1045-nucleotide messenger RNA. RefSeq lists its product as uncharacterized. The coding region runs from base 506 to 1009 and encodes 167 amino acids. NCBI's taxonomy places the organism in Eukaryota, Metazoa, Arthropoda, Copepoda, Calanoida, Temoridae. The transcript has 12 exons. The record is from RefSeq and is a predicted model, not a curated record.